Phyllopteryx taeniolatus (common seadragon) is the source of this 887-nucleotide messenger RNA. RefSeq names its product troponin I type 1a (skeletal, slow) (gene tnni1a). Gene Ontology annotation, cellular component: troponin complex. The coding region runs from base 102 to 662 and encodes 186 amino acids. The transcript is spliced from 5 exons. The record is from RefSeq and is a predicted model, not a curated record. NCBI's taxonomy places the organism in Eukaryota, Metazoa, Chordata, Actinopteri, Syngnathiformes, Syngnathidae. Gene Ontology annotation, biological process: muscle contraction.
AGGCCCGAGGUAAGAGCUGCCGUACGGGAGCAACAAUUCGAACAAUAUUCGACUGUAAUGAAACAUAACCAACGAGACUGGCUCAGCAGUGAUCUCAUCUCAUGUUCUUCAUUCAGAGAAAACCAAAGAUUUCAGCUUCGAGGAAGCUAAUGCUCAAGAGUCUGAUGGUGGCGAAGGCCAAGGAGGAACUAGAGCAAGAGAUCGUCGAUAAAGAGAGGGAGAAACAUAGCUACCUGGCCGAGAGAGCUCCGUCCCUCAACAUCGGCCACAUGAGCGUGGCGCAGUUGCAGGAUCUGUGCAGAGAGCUCCACGCCAAAAUCGACGCGGUAGAUGAGGAGCGCUACGACAUCGAGGCCAAAGUCAUGCUCAACACACGUGAGAUUAAAGAUCUGAGCAUUAAGGUGUUGGACCUGAGGGGCAAAUUCAAGAGGCCCGCCCUGCGGCGCGUUCGCGUGUCCGCCGACGCCAUCCUGCGCUCGCUGCUGGGCUCCAAGCAUAAAGUCUCCAUGGACCUCCGAGCCAACCUCAAGUCGGUCAAGAAAGAGGACACGGAGAAGAAGAGGCCAGUGGAGGACAGCGACUGGAGGAAAAACGUGGAGGCCAUGUCGGGCAUGGAGGGACGAAAGAAGAUGUUCGACGCUGCCAAAGGUUCCGCCCAGUGAACCCACAACCCGAGUUCCUCCCGCGUCUCACAAAGGAUUUCGGCUUCUUCGGUUAAUACGACACAAUGUCUGUAACUUCUCAGCUUUAUUUGAUGUGACUUGAUGAUAAGAUUAUUCGCCGAGCUUCGCGACUGCUUGUUUCUAUUGUCGUUCGAUAUGUAUUCGGAAACGUCGCCGUGGUGAUCAGUAACAGAAGUCGCAUCCUAAUAAAAUCAGUUCGGUUUA